GAAGCAACUAUUACCCCAUGGAUAAAGUCAGUAACGCUGAUUAUCGUGUUGUUUCAGGAGGACAAAAAGUGUUUCAUAUGUGACUCUGAGGAUCCCUUCCACGAUACUCUCAAUCCUGACAGUCAUCGCAUCGAAAACGUCGUCACUACGUUCGCUCCAAACCGUCUGAAGCUCUGGUGGCAGUCAGAAAAUGGUUUGGAAAACGUGACCAUCCAGCUGAACCUGGAGGCUGAGUUUCAUUUCACUCAUCUCAUUAUGACCUUCAAGACAUUCCGUCCUGCUGCAAUGUUGAUUGAGAGAUCAUCUGACUUUGGAGAGACGUGGCAAGUUUAUAGGUAUUUUGCAUAUGACUGUGAGAGCUCAUUUCCUGGGAUUUCAACUGGACCCAUGAAGAAAGUUGAUGAUAUAAUCUGUGAUUCCCGAUACUCUGACAUUGAGCCUUCAACAGAGGGAGAGGUAAUAUAUCGUGUUUUAGAUCCUGCGUUUCGAAUUGAAGAUCCAUACAGUCCAAGGAUUCAAAACCUGUUAAAAAUCACAAAUCUGAGAGUCAAAUUUGUCAAGCUGCACACACUGGGAGAUAACCUCUUGGACUCCAGGAUGGAGAUCCGAGAGAAGUACUACUAUGCCAUCUACGACAUGGUGGUUCGUGGGAACUGUUUCUGCUAUGGACAUGCCAGUGAGUGUGCACCAGUGGAGGGCUUAGAUGAGGAAGUGGAAGGAAUGGUCCAUGGGCACUGCAUGUGCAGACACAAUACCAAAGGACUGAACUGUGAACAGUGUUUGGAUUUCUACCAUGACUUACCCUGGCGCCCAGCCGAGGGUCGCAACAGCAACGCCUGCAAAAAGUGCAACUGCAACGGCCACUCCAGCCAGUGCCACUUCGACAUGGCUGUGUACAUGACCACAGGGAACACCAGUGGGGGAGUGUGUGAUGACUGCCAGCACAACACUGUGGGACACAACUGUGAGCAGUGCAAACCCUUCUACUUCCAGCACCCAGAGCGAGAUCUGCGCGACCCCGACGUCUGCGAACCUUGCAACUGUGACCCAGCUGGCUCCCAGAAUGGUGGCAUCUGCGACCGCUACACCGAUUUCUCCACUGGCCUCAUUGCUGGACAGUGCCGUUGUAAAUUGUUCGUCGAGGGGGAGCGUUGUGACCUCUGCAAAGAAGGUUUCUAUGGCCUGAGUGCCGAUGACCCAGCGGGUUGUCAGUCUUGUGCAUGCAAUCCUCUGGGUACCCACCCCGGGGGGAAUCCUUGUGAUUCCGAGACAGGAAACUGCUAUUGUAAGCGGCUGGUGACAGGAAAGCAGUGCAAUCAAUGCCUGCCUGAGCACUGGGGCCUGAGCAACGACAUGGAUGGAUGUCGUCCGUGUGACUGUGACCAGGGAGGAGCACUGAAUAACAACUGCUCAAGUGAAUCUGGCCAAUGCGAGUGUCGGCCCCACAUGUUUGGACGUCAGUGCAACCAGGUGGAGCCUGGUUAUUACUUCAUCUCACUUGAUCAUUACCUCUACGAGGCAGAGGAAGCCAACUUGGGUCCCGGAGUGAAUAUAAUCGAGCGCCAGUACACACCAGACCGCACACCAUCAUGGACAGGCAUUGGAUUUGUGAGGGUCCCUGAGGGGGCAUACCUGGAAUUCUACAUCGACAACAUUCCUUACUCCAUGGAGUAUGAUAUCCUGAUCCGCUACGAGCCACAGUUGCCUGAUCAGUGGGAAAAAGCUGUGGUCAAUGUCUCACGUCCAGGCAAGAUUCCCACAGGUAGCCGGUGUGGCAACACAGUUCCUGAUGAUGAUAAUCAGGUGGUCUCACUGUCACCUGGCUCCAGAUAUGUUGUUCUUCCACGGCCUGUGUGCUUCGAGAAGGGGCUGAAUUACACCAUCCGCCUGGAGCUGCCGCAGUACUCCUCGGUGGACACGGAGACAGAGAGCCCGUACACACUCAUCGACUCUCUUGUUCUCAUGCCAUACUGCAAAUCACUGGACAUAUUCACAGUGGGAGGCUCAGGCGAAGACGUGGUCACGAACAGCGCUUGGGAGACUUUCCAAAGAUACCGGUGUCUGGAAAACAGCAGGAGUGUGGUGAAAACCCCCAUGACAGAUGUCUGCAAGAACAUCAUAUUCAGCAUUUCUGCACUAUUGCACGAGACCGCGUUGUCAUGCCAGUGUGACCCCCAGGGCUCCCUGAGCUCGGUGUGUGACCCCAGCGGAGGACAGUGCCAGUGCCGCCCCAACGUCGUUGGCAGGCAGUGCGACCGAUGCGCCCCUGGCACCUUCGGCUUUGGGCCGAGCGGGUGCCGACCGUGCGAGUGCCAUGCCCGAGGCUCUUACAACGCCUUCUGCGACGUGGAGACUGGGCAGUGCCACUGCUUCCCCGGCGU
Molecule: messenger RNA, 2381 nt
Organism: Acanthisitta chloris (rifleman)
Lineage: Eukaryota; Metazoa; Chordata; Aves; Passeriformes; Acanthisittidae
Product: laminin subunit beta-1-like
Exons: 17
Source: RefSeq, a predicted model, not a curated record